Molecule: messenger RNA, 795 nt
Organism: Cooperia oncophora
Lineage: Eukaryota; Metazoa; Nematoda; Chromadorea; Rhabditida; Trichostrongylidae
Source: the annotation of a GenBank genome assembly
AUGUUCUCUUCCACUCGAGAUCUAACAGCGGCGUUCCGCGAGGCGGCUGCGAAGGAUGGGUUGACUGAAGCAGAAUACGUCUUCAUCUUCCCGUGGCUUCAAGAAGGCGCCAAUGGUGCAUCGCCGUUCGUUGGCAGUGACAGUUCCAGUCUGAAGAAAGUGAAAGAUACUUAUUCCAACUGUGUCCUGAUUGAUGACACGAAUGGGUUCGACAACCGUAUGAUAGUUCCUUUUAUAGAAAGGCUAAGCACAGUCGGUCUUAAAGAAGAAGACAUAUCACUCACGAACAUCUACGGCUAUAUCGCCUUGUUUGAUUCGCUGAAAAUGUUCGCGACUGCUGGGCGACGAGUACUGAAUCGGACAAGACAAUUUUCUGCGCUCAGUGACGGUAAAUUGAUGUGGAACACUAUGAGAAGGAUCACAAUUUCAGGAAUGGUUUCAAACGCUGGAAUUGGUAGUGGAACGGUAAUGUUGGACGAUCUUGCCGAACGGAUACCUUUUUACUCAGCAUUUUUCGUCGACAAAGAUAGAGAUGUGGUGAGACCUUUCGCUAACAUGGCUCCGACGAUGAUCACGAAUUGCGACGGGCUCAAAACCGGAACCGGUUGCUUCGAUAUUAACGUCACUGAAGUAUUAACGUCAUUCUGGCCAUCGGUCGAUGGUAAUUUGCCUCUCGAUGAGCCACUUUGUGGAUACAGCAGGGCAGAAAUGCGACUACACAUUGAUUAUCGUGGCUGCUUCAGCUACGCUCUGUUUUCUUCUAGCGAUUGUCGGAGCCUGGGCUCUCAGACGACA